CUGUGACGUCGCCGCUGGCGCUUUGCGCGUUGACGUCACGGCGUAGCGAGAUGCGGCACGGAGCGAUGGUGACGUCACCGCGUCGAGAGUUCUCGCGGUGACGUCGCCGCGUGGAGGAGCCGAGCGGAGGAGGAGUGGGAGCGGAGCUGCUGCGCCUUCAUCCGACGAGCUGCGAACGAAGGGCAAGGCCGGCGCGUGACGCACGCAGAGGCGGAAGAAGAGGAGGAGGAGGAGGAGAAGGCGGAGGAGGAGGAGGAGCGAGUCGGAAGGAGUCGGAAGGUGAUACGGGGCACAUGGAGGACGGUGGGGCACAGCGUGGGGCGGGGCUGGAGGAGGUGGAGGGGGGGAGCCCGACCGGGGGGGGCGCUGCGGCAGCGCCGGCGGGGGGGAGCCAGCGGAGCGGUGGGGCUGUGGACGCCGCCCCGUGGCUCCAGGAGAACGGCUUCGGGAGCGGCGGCGCUCACCUCUCGGUGGCUCCAGAAGCCGUGAGCGAGGAUGGCGGCGACCAGGCCUACGGAGCUCCGGGCAAGGACGGCAAGAUGGGGGAGCGGCGCUCCGGCCUUCCCAAGCCGACCGCCAUCCCCAAGCCCAUCCCGGCCACCGCUGCCGCCGCCGCCACCACCACCACCGGCACAAAGACCGGCACGCCCGCCCGCCCCACAAGCAUCACCUCGCCACCGCAGGGAGCAGCGUCAGCACGGGGCGGCGGCGGCGGCGGCGCCAGCUCCUCGCAGCCGUCAUCAGCGGCAUCGUCGGCGGCGGGGGGCGGGGGAGGCGGGGGAGGCGGGGGAGGGAAGAGUUCGUCGUCGUCGUCGUCGAAGCCGUCGCGACCCCGCAAGAAGAGCGGCACCACGACCCCCACGACCCCGGGCACUCCCGGGAGCCUCAACCACUGGAGCGGGAUCCUCACCCCGCUGAGCCGCCCCCACUCCACGCCCACGCCCGUGCGGGACAAGGUGGCGAUCAUUCGAUCGGCGCCCCGCGCCGCUCGACCCCGCGAGGUCACGACCCCUCCGGCCCAGCUCGACCUCUCACACGUGCGCUCUAAGAUAUCCUCCCACGGCAACGGCAAACACCAGCCUGCUGAGGGGCAGGUCUUCAGUGAGAAGCAGGACUACAGCCACGUGAACUCCAAGUGCAACUCCAUGGCCAACCUGAGGCACUCGCCCGGCGGAGGGAAUGUCCAGAUCACCACGAAGAAGAUCGACCUGUCCAACGUGAGCUCCAAGUGCGGCUCCUUCAACAACGUGCGACACAAGCCUGGCGGAGGGAACGUGCAGAUCCAGAGCCACAAGCUCGAGUUCAAGGAUAAGGCCAAGUCCAAGGUGGGGUCCUUGGACAACACGACCCACACGCCCGGCGGAGGCAACAUCAAGAUCGAGAGCCACAAGCUGAACUUCCGCGAGUCGGCGCGCUCGCGCACCGACCACGGCGCCGACAUCGUGUCGGCGGGUCACACCCCGCGUCGCCUCAGCAACGUGAGCUCCGCGGGCAGCGCCAACCUCCUCGAGUCGCCGCGCCUCUCCACACUCGCCUCCGACGUGUCGGCCGCCCUCGCCCAGCAGGCGCUGUGACCCCCCCCCCCCCCCGCCACCAACCCUGCCGCACUCCUCCGCCUCGAGCGAUGGCUCCCUUCUUGUUUCUACCCCGCUCACUCUUCCGUCUCUCUCCUCUCUCUCUCUCUCUUCCCCGCGUCUCUCACCGAUGGACUUUCGUUUGCCUCUCUUCUCACUCGGGCCCAUGCUCCCACUCUCCGCUUUGUCUCUCUCCUCCCUACUAUCGUUCCCCCCCCCCCCCGCCUCCGCUCUCUCCUCUCGCCUGUCUUGAUCCCCUCCAUCCCUGAGUGAGUCCGAGCUGAGCUCCGGGCGGGUGGGCGGUUGCGUGGUUUUUGUCCGGAGCAGUCGGACAAAACCCCCCAGCGGGAUCUCCAUGAAUCUCCACACCUCGUACCGCUCUCCGUAAGUCACGUGGGAGAGAGCUCCGUCUCUCUGUCACCGUCUCUCUGUCACCGUCUCCCUGUCACCGUCUCUCUGUCACCGUCUCUGUCACCGUCUCUCUG
This is a messenger RNA of Petromyzon marinus (sea lamprey), 2059 nucleotides long. Its product is annotated as microtubule-associated protein tau-like. The record is from RefSeq and is a predicted model, not a curated record. Lineage: Eukaryota; Metazoa; Chordata; Hyperoartia; Petromyzontiformes; Petromyzontidae. Gene Ontology annotation, cellular component: neuron projection. Gene Ontology annotation, biological process: microtubule cytoskeleton organization; neuron projection development. Gene Ontology annotation, molecular function: microtubule binding.